CAGCCACCAAGAUGUAGUUGAUUGUGUUUUUUUGUAACCUAGGUUGCUAAUGCCACUGAAAGGGAAGUUGUUUGACCACGCCUGUUUUAUUAUUGACUGAUAAUAAGCGCCUGCUUGACAUUCUCGACACUUGCUGUGAUUCGUUCGCGUGCAGCGAUAUACUUGUCUGUUUGAUGAAGUCGAUGAUUGAUCCUGAAUCGGUAAAGUUGAACAAAAAAAGGAAGUCUCACAAUAUCGAGCGAAAGCUUUUCAGACAAGAUGGUACGAACGAAAAUGACAUAAAAGGAUCUAUGCGCAUGCAUUCAAAGAAGAAACGGCAAAAGUAUAAUAAUUCUACAGCUGAGGAUAAAACGACUGAAUCUGAACAAAAUAAUCUUUUGACAUCUAAUUUCAAGGUGGACAGUCAGUCUACGGAAUCCGAUCGCUUAGAAUCAAAGAAAAAGUCUCGGCGGGCAAGAAAUAAAAAUGUAACAAAACGUCCGUCCGAACAUCCAGAUUCUAUUAUGAGCAGUAAAGACCAUUGUAGCGCAAACAAUCAGAAUUGUCUAUCUCUACUCAUCACCAACCUACCCAAACACAUAAAUUAUUCAAUGCUCAAAGACGCCAUACCAUCAGCUGCACGCUUGCAUCUGUUCAGAAAGUCUGGAAAGCGUUUAGCUUUUGCCAAUUUCAACACCGUGGAUGACUAUUCAAAUGCUACUAGUCGUUUGGAGGGACUUGAGUUUGACGGGGUCAAGCCAUCGUUUAGGCAAGUUACGCGCCAUGAUAAAACUGAAAAGAAAAAACCUGAGAGUGAUGAAUUAAGACUGACUAUUCGCAACUUACCAUACUCGAUUACUAAAACUGAGUUAGAAGAUGAAUUUCCUACAGCCAAAUCAAUCAUAAUAAAUACGAAGAAAACUGGGGUUAACAAAGGAUCCUGUUUACUUGAGUUUGAAUGUCAUGAUGAUCUUCAAGUUGUUCUGGACGCUUGUCAAAAUAAAGUGAUUGGUGGUCGCCGUGUAUCUGCCUUACCUGGUCUUCAUUUUGAAAUUAAAUCCGAAAAUAUGAAAACAAAUACUAAAGAAGCCGCUACAUUUGGUAUAAAAAUAUGCAAACUGUCUACAGUAAUAGAAGAUGAUCGACUUCGAAAGCAGUUUCCAUUGGGCUCCAUAAUUGAAUACUGUUCAGUGCCCACUAGUAAUCCAUCAUGCAGAAAUGUAUUUCUCACUCUCAAGAACAUUAUAUCUAAUCAGUUAAUUGUUAAAAAACUUCGUAGAAAAGGUAUCGACCAACAUCGUCUGCACAUACAAUCAUGGUACAAAAAGAACUUCAAAUCUCAAAAACUUGAGCUGAGGCCACCAACAGACGAUGAGAAAAACAAAAUUGAUGAAUCGAAAUUAAAGACGAGUGGCUCAGCUGAAAAUAGUGAAGCGACAUUUUCAGAAUCAGAUAAAAAGAAUAAAUCAAAAAAACAGAAACUUGAAGAAACGAAUGUCUUUUUGGAGAAUACUAAACUUGUGGCUUCAGACUCAGCCAAUAAGAAACACAAACUGAAAAAACGGAAAUAUGAGUGCAUAGACGUGAAUAUGACCGAUUCGCAUUUGUCGAACACUCCAGAGUCUCAUAAGAAAAAGAAGUUCAAAAGCAAAGAUAGGAGUCAUAUCGGUGAUAAUCCAAAACACAUAGUAUUCGGUCAAGUGAUUAUACUGACCAUAUGAAAAGCAAAAUUUACUGAUAACGACUUCUCCAGACCAUAAAAGCAUGAGUUAUUUAGCUGCAUAGUUACAAUUAUCGUUAAAACGAAUUGUUUCAAUAAUAAGCAACGUGAAGCCUGGCACAAUUUUCCGUCGCACCCAUUUGGCACACAUCUGAACAGUGAAAAAGAGAAGACUAACAAGUUAAGCUCGGAAGAAUCGUGUUGAUAAUAGCAAUAGCAGGAACACAAAAUUGAGUUUAUAAAAGGGCAAAUGACAAUGUGGAUAGAAAAGCUAAAGAAUGUAUAUAUCUACACUAAUUCAAUCGAUUUCGAGCCACAAUUUAAUUGCAGUUUUUUGUUUCCUUCUGAGCAAUUUUAGGUAUGUUUGUGUGUAAAUUCAAAUCCUUGGGGAAAGUUUAUGUUGUUUCGCAAAUCAAUUUUAGAAUCAAUGAUUUUUGCAUUCUUGACAACUGAUCUUCAAGGAAAAUUCAGUAUUCUUCAUACAUGCACACACCUACUAGGUAUUGAAGUUAACCUCAGAAAACAUCCGCUUGGUUUCGAGAAACCUAGAAGUAUCCCUUGUCCUCAUAUAAGGUCCUUAUUUGCUUACAUAGUUUCAGUAAUAUGAAUAUAUUCCCCUAAGAACUAGUUGCAACAAUGAUGAAAAAUUUCCGUUGUUAUGCCCCCCUCCCUCCAAAGCCACUUUCACGGUCCAUAACGCAUGAUGGUAAUCUUACAAAUGACUAAUGAUCUUAAUAUUGGUAUUUACUUCGAUUUCGGCUAUCUAAGCAAUUAUUUGGUGGAGUACGUUUGAAUUAUAAUUGGUUUUACAUUUUCUGAUUUUUCCAGAUGUGUAAUUCACUUGUUUUGGCAAAGAAAACUACUAAAUCUGUUGGGUUUGAUGUAAAAAAUAUUCAUUCCUCGUAGCACUUUUUCAUUGGUAAAUUUGUACAAAAGAAUUGUAUAAUAAAUUUUCCCUUUCACAAG
This is a messenger RNA of Schistosoma rodhaini, 2665 nucleotides long. NCBI's taxonomy places the organism in Eukaryota, Metazoa, Platyhelminthes, Trematoda, Strigeidida, Schistosomatidae. The record is from the annotation of a GenBank genome assembly.